GUUGUUGAAGGUUGCACAGCAUGAUGGUGUCUGGGCGGUGGGCCUCCUGCGUUGGUUGCUUCCAAGCCAAGGCUACCUUGAACCACUGAUUUGCUACGGCUUUCUUUUGCUAAGCGAAAUGUUAUCUUGUCAUUCGACCACGUUAUUCUGCAGAUUCCAUUCGUAUGGUAGGGUGCAGUGCUGUGGAAUGCCUGAGAAGGAAGACAAAGUCGCCAGCCUUGGGUUUAAGAAGCGAUCUGCGGCGUAUGCGCGAGGCAGUCACAACUCAACUUCUUUUACAACACCACGCUUAAGUUUGUUUUCAUUCUGACUGUCAGUCUCUGUGACCUGACGGAGUUUUCGACAUAAUUAGUUUUCAGCAGGCCCAACAAAUCUUCGUUGCAAUCACAUCCGGCGACAAACCUGCGAUGGCUGUGAAUUAUGACUGCCCUCUCACUACACAACGCCGCUCUGAUAUUGGUGGCGCAAAAACCACUUCAGAGACCAGAGAUGCAACUCUUGCACCUAUUGCACAAAACAAAAGACCAAAAAUAUGUUCUGGAUGCCACCAGCCAGGACAGCGCCGCAUCACCAGCUGGGAGAACACAAAUGGCAACGCGGGCCGACCGUACUAUUAUUGCACGCCAUGCGCUAAAUUUAUCACCUUCGAUGACAAGCGAGGUCUUUGUGAUAGUAAUCCUCGAUGCGAUUGUGGUCAGCCUAGUCGGGCUCAGGUCAAUGGCAGAAAUAGGCGUCCUCCGAGAGGUGUACACUAUGUGUGCAAGAACGGCUGCUGCGACUUUUUUGCACGCGCAGAAAAGAAUGGACAGCAGGUAGCUGUCGCAGAGGAUUUCAUAGAUAGGCUGGCGAACUUAUCUAUCAUCUAAAACGAAGGUUGUUGGAAAGGGGAAAGGGGAAAGGAAUUGGAUGUAAUGAGGCUAGGAAUCCAAGGGUCACACCAUCAGGUCAUAUGGGCCAUGAUCGAUGU
Truncatella angustata is the source of this 967-nucleotide messenger RNA. RefSeq lists its product as uncharacterized. The transcript has a single exon. The record is from RefSeq and is a predicted model, not a curated record. Bases 408 to 866 code for a protein of 152 amino acids. Lineage: Eukaryota; Fungi; Ascomycota; Sordariomycetes; Amphisphaeriales; Sporocadaceae.